AUGGCUGCACAGUCAGCACCGAAGGUUGUGCUAAAGAGCACCACCAAGAUGUCUCUGAAUGAGCGCUUUACUAACAUGCUGAAGAACAAACAGCCGAUGCCAGUGAAUAUUCGGGCUACCAUGCAGCAGCAGCAGCAGCUAGCCAGUGCCAGAAACAGAAGACUGGCCCAGCAGAUGGAGAAUAGACCUUCUGUCCAGGCUGCUUUGAAGCUUAAACAGAAGAGCUUAAAGCAACGCCUGGGUAAGAGUAACAUUCAGGCACGAUUAGGCCGGCCAGCGGGCGCCCUCGCUCGCGGAGCCAUGGGAGGAAGAGGACUGUCGAUGGGACAGCGAGGCUUGCCGCGAGGAGCCAUGCGUGGUGGCCGGGGAGCGAGAGCUCUGCUGAGAGGAGGAGUCCCACUCCGAGGUCAGAGCCUGCUUCGUGGAGGACGAGGAAUAUCCCCCAGGAUGGGCCUGAGAAGAGGUGGCAUUAGGGGUCGCGGUGGCCCUGGAAGAGGUGGUCUGGGCAGAGGUGCCAUGGGCCGCGGGGGACUCGGUGGCAGAGGUCGUGGCAUGGCGGGCCGGGGACGAGGGGGCUUCGGAGGUCGCGGCAGAGGCCGAGGAAGAGGAAGAGGAUCGCCGCGUCCCGCCUUGACCAAGGAGCAACUGGACAACCAGUUAGACGCUUACAUGUCUAAAACGAAAGGACACCUGGAUGCCGAGCUGGAUGCGUACAUGGCUCAGACAGACCCGGAAACGAACGACUGA
Messenger RNA from Charadrius vociferus (killdeer), 747 nucleotides. RefSeq names its product chromatin target of PRMT1 (gene CHTOP). Bases 1 to 747 code for a protein of 248 amino acids. The record is from RefSeq and is a predicted model, not a curated record. Lineage: Eukaryota; Metazoa; Chordata; Aves; Charadriiformes; Charadriidae. The transcript has 5 exons.